AUGGUUCUGGAGAUCAGAAAUGCAAAAACGGGUUUCCCUGAGCUAAAAUCCACAUGUCAGCAGAGCUAUGCUCCUUCUGGAGGCUCCAGGGGUGAAUCCUUGCCUUUUCCAGCUUAUAGAGGCCUCUCAACAUUCCUUGCCUCCGAUCAUGGCAUUGUGACACUGCUACUGCUCAGUUGCUCAAUCAUGUCUGACUCUUCACGACCCAAUGGACUAGCACACCAGGCUCCUCUGGCCUCCACUAUCUCCCACAGUUUGCAUCCCUCUUCUACCAACAAGGACCUUUCACUUACAAACCUCACCCAGGUAAUCCAGGGUCAUCUCCCCAUCACAGGAUCUUUAAUUAUACUGAAGAUCCCCUUUGCCCUGUAA
This is a messenger RNA of Rangifer tarandus platyrhynchus (Svalbard reindeer), 372 nucleotides long. The record is from the annotation of a GenBank genome assembly. NCBI's taxonomy places the organism in Eukaryota, Metazoa, Chordata, Mammalia, Artiodactyla, Cervidae.